AUGGCUCGUGCCGAUUGCUCUUCUGUCUGCAUGGAAGAGGAUGUUGAUGAAUGGGAUGUCGAAAAGCAAAGCAGGACAGCUCGACUGAAAAGUGUUCUGGAUAAGAUCAACAAGGAGAGGUAUAAAAGCAUUCAGUGCCUAAGAUCGGACCUAGAAGCUGUAGACAGGCAGAUCUCUGCCGCCGGGCUCCCACAGUUGCAGCAGACUGCAAAACGGGAAGCCGGGAACUGCGGGGAUUUCGCGGGAUGCAACUUAUCGCGCCGUUUUUUCUACAACAGGGCCGGACUCGAUCCAAAGCCCGAUACGAGUUGCAGCGCCAGGUCGGGGGUGCUGCCGCCUAGCACCCCAGCUGAAGUGAGGCCUGCGAGCGGUACACUGAGCGUGUCAUCGCUCAGUACGGUCGGCACUGAUAUGGUUUGCAAAAGCCGGACUCGCAAACAGACGAGGCCUCGUCGGCGAUUGGACAGAGUUAGUGAGGAGGAGCCUACAGAGCAAAACGUGGAGCGACUUCCUACCCAACUCGAUGGUGUUUUCAAAGGGUUCCGAACGCUUAAAGUCGAGAGCGAACGGCUCUGCACUGGACUCCGGCAAGCGCGGGAGUUUGCGAAUCGCUACUCAGCGGAGCUGUCUACUUGUGAGCCCUCUACUGGCAGCUCCAUGACCGAGUGCCACAGAGACGGCGCUCGGAGGAUAUACAUGAAGCUAGUCAACUGCCUCGACUCAUCCUCUAGACUUGCAUAUAGGAUGCAGAGACGGAUCACCGUCCUUGAAAAAAACAGUCAGCAGAAGCUCUCCCAGAUUUACGACGAUAUUCAUCUGCGGCGGAAAUUCAGAUUGCCCCCAUGGCCUGUAACAGCCAGAAAACCUCCCCCAAGUCUGGUGGUGCGUGCGCGUGGUGGUGUGCAAAAAAGUUGCGCCGAAACACCUGAGGGAAAUACAAGGUACAGCCCGUGCCGGCUGCCGUCUCGGCAACGGCUUGAGUGCUCUCUGCAUUCCGUCGAUUCUCUCAUGAGUACCAGGGCCGUCCGGCCUGCCUCAGCCACGGCGGCCGCGGAAAAGUGGAGCGGCGGCCUUCUGUUGACCUGCCGCACGGACGAGCGUCGAGAACGACUAAGCAGAUCCCUCCUACAGGAAAGCGGCCCAGUUGCUGGAGCUUGGCAGCAUGACUCAACUGAGUGCCAGGAGUCCAGUGCUCCAAGAGACCGCAAAGCAACAUGUGCCAUGAACGCGGCCGAAAACGGCCUCACGUGUUCUGUUCCACUAAAACAGGAGAGGGCCACACCAGGAUGGGGACACGAAAAAACCACUCCAGCAAUCCCUCUUGGCAACGCUCGCUGCCGAAAUGUGUCAUCCCCCUGCUUGGCAGCUCAUCCCGGGUUGCUUCAGACCGUCCCGCGGGCGCCUCUUAACGUGAAAACCACAGCGGGUGCCCUGCGCCACCCCAUGCAGCAUCCGGAUGAUUGGGGCCUGGCCAGUGGCGCUUCAGCAAGGGGUCCCUUCUUUUUGUCGUCACACGUUGCUUCCUGUGGUGACAGCUUUGCAGAUUCCUGGUGCUGCACGAAACCGGCUUACUGCCGGCAACAUCCUGAGGGGCGGCGAUCGUUUUCACCGCUGCCUACGAUGUGCCGACAGUCUGGCCGAGUAACUAGUCAGGGACAUCCCACAUUUAAAUGCGUUAUGGAGCCGAAAAGCUUAAGAGCGUGGAAAUUAGAGGGUAUGCCCUGUCCACAUCACUCCCAGGAGGCCCACCCAAUCUCGGCGGAAGCGGAGCAGGGUACUAGGGGGAUGGCACCGCUCUCAACUCCAGUCCGUGUCACACGGAUUUCACCUUCGGCCGCUUUCGCACCUCGAACGCCUGUGUCGUGGAGAGGCAUCGAUGAUCGGAUUGUGGAACAGCCUCUGGCUGCAGAGCAGAUGUCAAGACCGUUUACCAGACUUGAUACAGAGGCGAAUUCGAUACCUGUGGGGCAAGGCCAGCCACUGCAACUGCCGGCAAACGGACAUCCCUUUGUUUCCAUCAGCUGUCCACUGCAGCCGAGCCCUGCGUCAGAUGUGCCGCUUCCGGAGCCGCCGGUCGUCCGAGCAAGAUCCACACCCCCAAAUAGUGUGUGCCGCUUCGCAGGCAGUGGAACCCCUCGCCGGAGAUACUCUUAA
Besnoitia besnoiti is the source of this 2154-nucleotide messenger RNA. RefSeq lists its product as uncharacterized. The record is from RefSeq and is a predicted model, not a curated record. Bases 1 to 2154 code for a protein of 717 amino acids. NCBI's taxonomy places the organism in Eukaryota, Apicomplexa, Conoidasida, Eucoccidiorida, Sarcocystidae. The transcript has a single exon.